AUGGAUAAAAGAAACUUAAAUAAACUUUCAAAUCAGAUAACCAAUAACAAAAUACGCCAUGGCUCAUUAACUAAGAAACCGUCUACAGAUUUAUAUACGGUAAAAAGAAAAAAAAGAAGUUUAAAUAAAAAAGAUACUGGAAGGAGAAUUUCAUUUUUAGAACAACAAGGAACAAUAGUCGAAGAAAGUACAGAUAGUUGUAUAGUGAAUGAGAAAAAGGACACUAAUAAGUUACUAACAAAAAAAGAUAAUAAAAUGAUUACUGAUAUAAAUAAUAACAUUACAUAUGAUAUUUCAAAUGAAACAAAUAGCUCAGACAAAAGUUCACAUUCGACUGUGCCACAUUUGUAUGAGAAAAAAGAUUUAAACAAUUUAAAACCAAAAUUAACAAAUUUAACAUCAAUUACAAAGCGUAUUAAAAAAAAUUCUUUAAGAUCGUCAGUGAAAUUUCCGAAGUCAAAAGAUCUUAUAAACGAAAGAAGUAAAAAAAAUUUAAAUAAUACGGAAAAAAAAAUAAGAAAAGUCAGAAGAGGAAGGAUCUCUAAAAAAAAUUCAACAUUACAUUCUCAAUCAAACAUAACAGUCGAGUCAAUCAAAUCGAGAAAUCAUUUUAAAAAUAAGGGAGAAACAAGAGAUGAUGAAAAGAAGGUAUCCACUGAGAGACAGAAAAAAGGUCCAUAA
Molecule: messenger RNA, 681 nt
Organism: Strongyloides ratti
Lineage: Eukaryota; Metazoa; Nematoda; Chromadorea; Rhabditida; Strongyloididae
Exons: 2
Coding region: 1-681 (226 amino acids)
Source: RefSeq, a predicted model, not a curated record